Molecule: messenger RNA, 552 nt
Organism: Phanerochaete carnosa HHB-10118-sp
Lineage: Eukaryota; Fungi; Basidiomycota; Agaricomycetes; Polyporales; Phanerochaetaceae
Exons: 5
Coding region: 46-468 (140 amino acids)
Biological process (GO): proteasome assembly
Cellular component (GO): cytoplasm; nucleus
Source: RefSeq, a predicted model, not a curated record
CCCUUUAUUCUCUACGUCUAUCGCUCCUUCCAACAAUCACCAGUGAUGGACCCUUCUCUGCGCCUCGUCCCCUCCAGUCGUCCCAAGACUGCGUCCGUCGAGGACACCGCGAACGGUUUCGGUCUUCAUGACACCCUUUCACAUGGACCACGAAGUCUUGCGGCGGAAGUGCAGACUGUGAGCCCUAUCAAGGACAGGCUGGAGAACUGGGAAGAGACCCAGGACAAUUUCAAGCUGACCAUGCAGAGGAACGUCUACGGUUUGCAUGCACCUGUGCGCCAGCUCAUGGAGCGCAAAAUUGUUGGUUUCAACCCUCACAUGCCGACAUACCGAACGACAAACGUGCACCUCGAUAUCCUCAUGGGGAGGGACGAGACGAUAGAGCCUGCGGAUUUUAUGACAUCAGCCUCCGAGAUGGCGCAGCCUCUGGACAUCCGUGCUGAGAUGGAGAAGCGUUAUCGCCUUUAGACCACAACUGGAAUGUAUGUUGUAAUGAGCUGUUUCCGCUUAUGAUAAUUGUAUACUUUACAGCUGAGUCUCGCUGGGUUCUUC